Molecule: messenger RNA, 1566 nt
Organism: Penicillium cataractarum
Lineage: Eukaryota; Fungi; Ascomycota; Eurotiomycetes; Eurotiales; Aspergillaceae
Product: carbohydrate-binding module family 48 protein
Exons: 3
Coding region: 1-1566 (521 amino acids)
Biological process (GO): signal transduction
Cellular component (GO): cytoplasm; nucleus; nucleotide-activated protein kinase complex
Molecular function (GO): protein kinase binding
Source: RefSeq, a predicted model, not a curated record
AUGGGGACUUUUACAUUCAAAUGGCCUCACAGUGCGAACGAGGUGUUCGUCACGGGUACCUUCGAUGAUUGGGGUAAGACCGUGAAACUGGACCGGGUGGGCGACAUCUUUGCCAAAGAGGUUUCGUUACCUACAGACAAGAAGAUCCAAUACAAGUUUGUUGUUGACGGCAUUUGGACCACCGAUAGCCACGCACGAGAGGAAAACGACGGACACGAUAACAUCAACAACGUGCUACUUCCCGAAGACAUCCAGGCCCAGACCCACACCCAAGAGGCUUCCACCCACGACGUCACCACGCCCGCGAUCAUGUCUGGCGUGACCCCCGAUUCCACCACGGCUGCUCUAGCUGCCCAGGUCCCCAAGGAAGAGCCCAAUGGUGGCCUCCCGGGAGCUUUCCCUGACACGCCGGGACAGGAGUCCGAAAAGACCCUGUCUGUCAAUCCCAUUCCCGCCUCGGGUGGCUACGGUAACCCGAUCAAGCUGAACCCUGGUGAGAAGGUCCCGGAUCUCAGCUCCAUCCAUGGCAACACCGUGGAAUCCACCGUGAAACUCGACAAGGAGUCCUAUGAAAAGGGCGACAGUGUGCCGCUCGGCAGCGCUGGCACUCAAAGUGAUACCGCCGGCUCGAGUGCUUUCACCGUGCCCCCAGUCACCAAGAACAUCAUCCCCGAAUCCAGUCUCCCCAUGGGUGGUCCUGCUCAGCGGGCUGCCCAGGCUGAUCAAACACAGACUAGUAUUGGUGGCCCUGCCCAACAGGCAGCCAUGGCCGACCCCGGCUACACGAUCCAGUCUGCGGCGCCAACCUCCACCACUGCUGCCCUGGCUGCUGAGGUUCCCCUCGAAAAGAACAAGCAGACCAAUGGCACUGCUGAGCCUGCCAAUGAUGUUCCCCAGGUGGUGAAGGACUCGAUUGCCGAGGCCCACGAGAACCCCGAGGCAGCUGCCAACAAGGAAGCCGUGGAAGAGAAGAAGGCGAUGGAGGAGGAAUUGCACAAGACGGUUGCCGUAGAGCAGUCUACAGGUGCUCCAGCUCCUACUAUCGCUGCCGAGCCCGCCAAGGACGUCCCUCAGAUCGUCAAGGAGUCGAUCGCCGAAUCCAGCGAGAACCCCGAGGCGGCCGCUAACAAGGUGGCCGUGGAAGAGAAGAAGGCGAUGGAGAGCGAGCUACAGAAGACGGUCCCCGUGGAGGAGUCUGCAGGUGCUCCAGCCCCGACUACCACUGCUGCUACCCAGGCCACCGCCCCAGCUGCUGCUGGCUUGGCUGUUCCCCCCGUCGACUCCACUGAUGUUUCUCCGACCUCGACCCCUCCCCCCGGCCGUGUCGCACCCACCUCUGCUGCGCCCACUUCUGUACCAGCCCCUACCGAGACCCAGACCGCACCGGUCGUGACCACCGGCGUGGCUACUUCGGAGGCCGCCGAAAAGUCGACCCCCAGCAAGCCCACCGAGCCGGCUCAGCAAUCCGCCAAUACCUCUGGUGCUGGUGAGCUCCACGCCAAGGAAGAAAAGAAGAAGCAUCGCCUGAGUGGAUUCUUCAGCAAGCUCAAGGAGAAGCUGAAGUAG